AGCGGAGUCUCGUCCAGCAGCAUUCCACAACCUGCUUAGGACACAGACACACAGCACACACACAAACAGGAUGGUGACUGUGAUGCUGAGGAGCACAUCCAGGAUGAGGAGAAGCUCGAUGGAGAAGACAAGAAAGAAAUGGCAGGAGAAGUUCGUGAAGGGUAGGAUGGGUCCGUACGUGUGUGUGACGCCAUGACGCACCGCGUGCGUCUGUUUACGGACGUAAACACAGCUCAGUUCACGUGGAGGGAAAACCGACUAUGGCACCGAAACUGGAGCGUUUUGUCAGCCCGGGAAAGGGUAACGGUCUGCGGGCGACAGCCAGCAUCAGAAGGGGAGAGCUGGUGUACUCCGCCGAGCCGCUGGGCUGCUGUGUGUCCAACAAACUGGUCAGAGAUGUCUGCCACCACUGCUACACACGACAUCAGACCUUGUUGAGGUGCUCCCAGUGCAAGAUGGCUCGCUACUGCAAUAUCACUUGCCAGAGACAAGCAUGGUCUGACCAUAAGAGAGAGUGUAAACGUCUGAGAAGCCUCCUGCCGAGAAUUCCCACCGACUCGGUCCGUCUGGCUGCGAGGCUUAUCUUUGCCUUGUCAAGUCCACCUAAGAGCAGCAGUGAGGAGCUCUACACUUUGGAGGAGCAUGAAUCACACCUGAGUUCUGUGUCUGAGGAGAAAAAACAUGGUCUGUCUCAGCUGGCAUCCAUGUUAGAGUUGUACCUGCAACAGGAGCUUCCUGACCCGGCACAGGAAAUGACAGCAGCACUGCCACCUUCCUGUAGGGAGCCACUCAGCCUCAUUGCAAAGGUGACAUGUAAUUGUUUCACCAUCAGUGACGGAGAGCUGCGAGAGAUUGGCGUUGGGCUGUAUCCUAGUUUAUCUCUGCUAAACCAUGACUGUAGGCCAAACUGUGUGAUGGUGUUUGAGGGAACAAAUCUGCAGCUCAAAGCUGUUCGGGAUGUCAACCCUGAAGAGGAGCUAACUAUAAGUUACAUCGAGACGUUGUCGUUGACUGAAGACCGACGGAGACAGCUGGAGGAUCAGUAUCAUUUUACCUGCCACUGUCAGCAAUGUGACUCUCAGGACAAAGAUGGGUUCAUGCUAUCAGGGGUAGAGUCCUCAUGGCGCCUGCUGAAGGAGGCUCUGCCCAAACUGGAAGGACUGAAAGCAGAGUCGGAUUGGCAAACAUUGCUGGAGAGCUGUCGUCAUCUAUUAUCAACUGUUGGUGGCGACGUGCCUGAUGAAAAUCUGUAUAAACUCAGGAUGACAGAUAUGGCUCUAGACGCUUCCAUUCACCUGGGACACUGGGAGGAAGCUGUGGGAUAUGGAGAGAAAACACUUCCAGCAUACAGACAAUACUACCCUGAUCCCCAUCCGGUCCACGGAGUCCAGCUGAUGAGGGUCGGAAAGCUGCAACAUUACCUGGAGCACACUGAGGACGCUUUGGACACAUUCAAACAGGCCUAUCAAAUCAUAAAGCUAACGCACGGAGACGAUCACCCCAUGACCACUGAUCUAUUGAUGAAGAUGGAGGAAUGUCGCACUGAGAUGGCUCAGCAGGCAUCCAACAGCUGCUGACACUACCCCCACCCCCCACCGCCAAAAAACAGACUGCUACAGGACUCUUGUAACUUAGUGGACUAAUUCCAAUUAUUCCCAUCAUCCAAUCAUUGGUUUUAUAGAGAAGUGUUAAGAGUUUUAACUACUGUCAAUAACAUCUGAUGACUUGUCAGAAAUUAAAAUCG
Molecule: messenger RNA, 1744 nt
Organism: Chelmon rostratus (copperband butterflyfish)
Lineage: Eukaryota; Metazoa; Chordata; Actinopteri; Chaetodontiformes; Chaetodontidae
Gene: smyd3
Product: SET and MYND domain containing 3
Exons: 14
Coding region: 261-1577 (438 amino acids)
Cellular component (GO): nucleus
Molecular function (GO): protein binding
Source: RefSeq, a predicted model, not a curated record